Molecule: messenger RNA, 4571 nt
Organism: Thamnophis elegans (Western terrestrial garter snake)
Lineage: Eukaryota; Metazoa; Chordata; Lepidosauria; Squamata; Natricidae
Gene: CAMLG
Product: calcium modulating ligand
Biological process (GO): tail-anchored membrane protein insertion into ER membrane
Cellular component (GO): GET complex
Source: RefSeq, a predicted model, not a curated record
AAUAAAAAACAAGUCUAGCACAAAAUCACUUUUAAAAAAAAUCAAUAUAAAAGAUGAGUAAAAUGAAAUAAGCCUGCAAGCCAAAGGCUAGGAAAACAAAAUCCUUGCCUUUUGGGAUUAGAAUGGAAAAUAAUUUUGGUGUUUCCUUAAUUAUUUGGGGGAUAAACCAUCAACUCCCGCGAUCAGGUGACUGCCAAUUGAAAUCCGCGGAGCCCCGCCUGAAGCAGCCCGGAGCUGACCAUGACGGAAGCGAUUAUGAUUUUUUCCCCUAACCGAUGAGAUCAUACUCAACUUCAGCCCUUUUCACCCGCUUCACUCCCGAAGCCUUCUCCGCCAUCUUUUGCUAGGGUCGGCGGCUUCUGUACAACGGCUUUAAACCGGCGCCGUCACCGCGCUGCCGCUUUUGCUCUAACAGGGAGACCCUCACCUAAGAUGGCGUCGGUCGUUUCAGCGUCCGAAGGCGGUCCUCAAAUGGCGUCAGUUACGCUUGCGCGUUAGAGGGCGGCUGUCGGAGAGUGAGGGGGGGGAGGGCUGGUGAUUUCCAUUGUAUUAUUUGAGGAGAGAAAAGCCUUGAAAGUGUUCGCGGCUCUUUCGACGAGCGACGGGUCAUGGAGGCAGAUCCUGUGGAAGGGGACGGGUAUGGUAGCAGCCACCGCGAAGGAACCGGUGGGUCUUCCCCACCGCUGAGCGGACUCACCGCCUCUCAGCGGCGGGCCGAGAUCCGCCGACGAAAGCUCCUGAUGAACUCGGAGGAGCGGAUCAAUCGCAUCAUGGGCUUCAAUCGGCCAAAGGCGGAAGAUGAUACUCAUUCAGAAACUAAGCUUCAACUGGAACUGGAUAAACCAAUUUCCCUUCCUGCUCUUGUUUCCAAACGGAUUGUGCUUGGUGAUACAGUCUGCAACUUAUCAGGAACGGCUGACCACACAAGCAGUUUAGCAGAGCACAAAGGAGAAAAAAUAGACUUAUUUAGCAAAGCUCAUGAAGUUGGUAGUGAUGGCAGCAGUGACCUCCGGCAACGCAAUAGAGGGGAACUGUUGGACGUUCCACAGCGAGCACCACGCCAUGGAUUAGAUCAGUAUUUAUCAAGGUUUGAUGAAGCGAUGAAGCUUAGAAACCAGCUGAUGAAUGAGAAGCCAAGUCAAGAAAAUGGAAGCAUUGUGGAGGAAUUUGAUUCCUUUCACAUUUUUAGAUUGGUGGGCUGUGUACUCCUUGCUAUUGGCGUUAGAGCUUUUGUAUGCAAAUAUUUGUCAAUAUUUGCUCCAUUCCUUACUUUACAACUUGCAUAUAUGGGACUGUCGAAGUAUUUCCCUAAGAGUGAAAAGAAAACAAAAACUACAGUAUUAACUGCUGCUUUAUUGUCUGGGAUCCCUGCAGAAGUAAUUAGUCGUUCCAUGGACACUUACAGCAAAAUGGGAGAUGUCUUUACAGACCUUUGUGUUUAUUUCUUUACUUUCAUUUUCUGUCAUGAACUGCUUGUGUUUUUUGGCUCAGAAGUGCCAUGAUAAUAGCUGUGGGAUUCAAUACAUCAGCGGGACUAUUUUAGUCUUGAGUUCAUCCACAUCCCUCUGUAAAUAUACAAACAGGGUUAAAUGUUCAUUGUUCUUUAUUCUUUCUUAAUUCAUUACACUUUAAUCACAGCUAUGAAGGAAAAGCUGCAUUCCCAACGAUGAGGGUGAAUUAUUACAGGUUAGAUACAGUAUCAUAUGUGUGAUCUCAAACAUGGAAGACAGAGUAACAAUGUUUCAAAAGCAGGCCUUUCCUGCUAUUAAGGAAGACAUUAAUUUUCCCACUAUUGCAGAUGCCACCUUGUACUUUAAUAUUUCUCUUUGGACAUGAAACCCCAAGAUAACUAAGGUAUUGUGUGGUUGACUGAAUUACAUUUUAUGGCUUUGUUCCAGAAUACUUGUCUACAGAACUUAUAUUGAAGCUCAUGUUGAGCAAAAGGUGGGGAAAGCUAUUUUGGCCUGUUCCUCCAUUUCAUGUGCCCCUCAAAACACUGGGAUAAGUACCCUCUGCAAGAUCAUAUAAAGGGCACAGACAGUUGAAAGGGGUGCUUCUCUUCCUCUCAUCAGAAGCCGUUCUUAAAAAAUGACCUUUUCCACAAAUGGAAAGAGAUCUACUGUGGAUCAAUCCAGAAUGAUUUCUUAAGAUCAUUCCUCUGUGUUAAUAUUUGUCACUUCAAUAUACUAGUUCAUACUUUGAGCAAGUGGCAUAUGCUGAAAAAAUGCUGAUAAAAUUCAGAGGCUUCUGGUUUUAGUAAUGUAAUUAGACAGUCAAAUUAUUUUUUUGUUGUCUUCAUUACAAGUGGUAAUGUUCUGUUGAUAAUAUAGAAAGCUGAAGUUAAAAAUAGCAGUGCAUUGACAUUUGUGCACAUUCCCAUUUGAAUUGGAAUCUUUCUACUUUGUUUACAUGAAUUAUGAAUAUGCUGCAUUAAAUGGACACUGAAGAUUGAAAUACUGGUCUUUGGGUUAUUAGCCCUUUGAACAGUUAAGUGUCACCAGUUUUAUUCAUCUCUGACAUUUCAGUCAAUGUUAGAUUUUUUCUUUGUAUGACAAGUUAGGUUAAACUUUGGUAUCUUAUCCCAUAUAUUUUCUUUUCAAGAAUAUGUGCAUGUUUAGCAUCUUUACCUAAACCAAGGUACACUGCAGGGCAAGAAGGUGCAAAUUAGUAUUUUGCCCCAAUGUUAGUCAAGUGUUUAAUAUGCAUACUAUUUUAGAAAACAGGUAGCUGAAAAUAUGGUCUUUAUAUAGUAGAAUGCUAAUUUUAAAAUACAUAAAUUGGUUCUUAUAAACCCAUCUGAAAACAAAGUAUCAUCCACUGAAGUUAGCAAAUCCUGAUGUUCCUUUUUGAAAUGUUUUGUUUCUUGGCCUUCUCUAUAGUCAAGCCUUAACUCAGUUUUAAAAUUGGUACCCUUUUAUAGUUUUGUAAUUAUACAAGCAAUUUCCCAUGUUAUGUAGCCAAUCACAAUAGCUAUAAAUCAUAAAAUGUGGCAGACUUUAUUAGUUAAUCUUAAUUUGCAUUAGAUUUUAUGACCUUAUUAUGGUCUGAAGGAGAUGUCAUGUAUCUGCAAUCCUUUCUUAUGUUACAGUUCUUCCCUAUCUUCAUCUUGUCACUGUUAUGUAUAUGUAGCCCAUUCUCAGUAGCCGUAAGUGGAUCUAUCUUGCAAAGAUUUGGAAAUUAAUCGAAGACAGAAAUUAUACUAGUGGAACAUUUUCAUUAUUCUGAAAAAUGAGAUUACUUUUUUCUUAGAUUUUAAUUUUUGAAGUGUCUGCUGUCAAGUAGCUUGACUUAAACUGGAAAUAUCUUUUGCUUUGCCUACAAUUAUUACAGAUAAUUUAAUUUUACAGGCUAAAUUAAAACAUAACUGGGUUUUUAAAGACUUGAUAGAAAGUUAAAUUGAUUCUUCCUUUGUAAUGGACUCAUAAGUUUCCUUACAUUGUAAUUUCAGUGAUUGCAUUUACUGAACCAAAAUUUACCACUGCUCCUUGGAAUAGGUGUUUUGGAGACCAAGUCAUGGCUGAAAUACACAAAGAAAUGUGCAUAUUUUGGCAAUGCAGUUUCACUCGGUUUAAAAAACAAAUUUGACUCUUUACAACAUGAACUAUAAUGGAAACACCUUGAAAAAAGUCUAUUUUUAGGUUUUUGCACAUUUAAUUUUUCUAAAUUCCUAUAAUUCAUAUUUUUGAUGAUGGACCUUCAAAUAUUGAUAAAAUAGCAUAAAUCUAAGAUCUUGUUUGAUAUAUUUUUUACUUCAAAAAGCAAAUGUAGGUAUAGAAUUAUCAAUCCCAACUCUUGAUAUUUUGAUAGUAUCUUAGGCAUUUUUGUCCAAUGACUGCCAUGGUGAAUAUGGACAUUUCUGACAGUUAAAUCUUAUCUAAGUUCCAGGUACAGGAUAGACUGUUUUUGGAUAGUGAUUCUAGAAGAUGCAAAAAAAAGCACUCAUUCCAUAGAAGAUAAAACAGAUAAAAGUAGGAAAAUUAAUGACCAACACAUUAAGAUGGAGAACUGCAGGUUUUUCCCCAAAUGCCUGCUCUAUAAAAACAAAAUUUUGAUGUGUUAAAACCCACCACAACAAAACACUAUUCACCCAUCUAUACUUUUUUUAAAAAGUGGGGUGGGGGUAAGGGAGGGCGAUAGGAAACAUCAUAAACAAGAUUGAAGUUUAAAAAAAUCAAUACUGCAUUGAAAAAUGUUCAAAAUAUCUUCAAGUGUGGCCCCUUUCUAAGAAAAUUGCUAGUAUCACUAUAGUCAUAGGUUUUUUUGGCAUCCUUAUUUUAAUAUAUUUUACAUAUUUAAAUGCAAAUAGAAAAUAAAUGGGCAGAGAGCCUGGUGGUUUAAAAAUAAGUUUUCCAAGCACAAAGAAGGAGCAGCUCUCCUAUGCUGUCUAAAAGUAUGUAUAUGAUGAAAUAAUAAGCUGCUUUGUGUGUUACUUUUCAAUAAUUUGACUUCUCUGUAAAAAUCUGAUAUUGUUGUAAUUGUUGCAUUGAUUCUGUUAAAUGCAUUGAAGCUAUGUUACAAUUAUUUAUGCUUUGGCAUUACUUGAAUAUACAUUAAAAUGUCUGCAAUGAUCA